CGCCAAAUUUUCACGCCGCGCCUCCUCAAAUUUUCAAAUUCCCCCAUCUUCAUAACUCUCAAAUUACCCCAAAACUCAAAUUCAAAUUCCCCAACAAAAACAACCUUAACCUAAUAAAAAUAAUUUCAUUCAUUCAAUUCUCAACCCCUUCUUUCUUCACUCAAUUAUCACACUAUGGUUCGUGAACACAGAGUCGAUUCAUUUUACACAAAACUCCGUCAGUCCGCCCAACUUUCUUCCACCACAUCCCCCGUCCUCAUUUUCCCCUCAACCUCCGACGUCGAUUCCCUCUGCGCACUCAAAACCCUUUUCCGUAUUCUCGAAUCCGAUUCAAUUCAAUACGCAUCUUACCCCGUUUCAUCCUUCCGCGAAAUUCAUAAUUAUGCUAAACCCACCCCCCAAAACAUUAACCACACCUCCAUUGUUUUAAUCAACUGGGGCUCUCAUAAAGAUCUUCGCAAAAUACUUAACUUAGGUCCUUAUGCUACUAUCUUCGUUAUCGAUAGUCACCGUCCGAUUCAUCUUCAUAAUCUCAGUGACCAGAAUGAUUCUGUUGUUGUUCUUUUUACUCAAGAAGAUGAAAAACAAGCGGAUCUCGCUUAUGAUUUUGAUUUUCCUCUUACUGCUCUUGCUAAUGCUUCAACCACUAUUGAUUCGGAGUCUGAGUCUGAUGACUCUGACUCCGAAUCUGAUUCGGAUUCAGAUUCAUCUGAAUCCGGUAAAAAAUCAAGAAAGAGAAAAAGAAAUUCCAAUUCCGAAGAUGGAGAUGGAGAUGAAGAAGAAGAGCGUCAAGAUCCGGUGAAAAUGUAUAGGAAGAAGAAGAAAGAGUAUUAUGGAUUGGGGACGUUUCAUGGGAAGCCUUCAGGGUGUUUGAUGUAUGAGCUAGCUCAUUUUCUGAGGAGGAAUACCGAUGAAUUGCUUUGGUUAGCGUGUGUGGCGUUGACCGAUCAAUUUGUGCACGAGAGGUUGAGUGAUGAGAGGUAUAGUGAUGGUGUUAUGGAGUUGGAGCAGUAUAUUAAUGAUUCUGGGAAUUUGGAUGUGGUGAAUUCGGUUACUUUGAAAGAUGGGACGAAGAUUAGGGCACCCAAUUCGUCCAGGAUUGCUUAUGAGGAUGAGCCGAAGCUGAUGCUGUUGCAGGAGUGGAAUUUGUUUGAUUCGAUGUUGUGUAGUUCGUAUAUUGCGACUAAGUUGAAGACGUGGAGUGAUAAUGGGAUGAAGAAGUUGAAACUGUUGUUGGCUAGGAUGGGGUUUGCGUUGUCGGAUUGUCAGCAGAAAUUUCAGUAUAUGAAUGUUGAGGUGAAACGUAAGAUGAAGAAAGAGUUUGAGAAGUUUUUGCCGGAAUAUGGACUUACUGAUUUUUAUUAUCGUGGGUUUUUGAGGAUUCAUGGUUAUAGUUCUAGGGUUUCGGCUGCUGAUGUUGUUUAUGGCGUGACUGCGCUUUUGGAAUCGUUUGUGAAUUCAGAUGGGUCGUGUGCUUCGAUGCAGUUUAAUGUGGCGUUUGAUGCACUUUCAUUGAACAAUGUUGAUAAACUCAAAGAUGGGAUGCAAAAGGCUAUUAAGGUUCAGAGGGCAAUUUUGAGGCAGGGAAGUCUUGCGAUUAUGAAAAACGGGUAUAUUCGAAGUGGAAGGAAGUUUAGAUGGUUGAAGCUUGACGAAUCUGCGGAUUCUAAACUGUUGGGGUAUCCUCAAGCUUUGACAAAGUUUUGUUAUUUUCUAAUGGAUGCUUUGAGAGAAAAGGGUGCGAGGAUGAAGCCUUUGAUCUGUGCUUGUAUGUCUCAGGAACCAAAUAAAGUUCUUGUUGUUGGGGUUUGUGGGAGGCCUCGUUUGGCUGCUGCUCAAGGAAAUGCGUUCGGGGUUGCGUUUAGAAGUGCAGCUGAGGACUCUGACAGUGAGUUUUUCCAUGAGUUGUUUGAGUCUUCUUGGAUAGUGUUAGAAUCUAAAGCAGUUAAUUCUUUCAUGGUUAAGUUGACUGAGAAACUUUGAUGCUGUACUGAGCUUGAUGACUCAUUUCAUUUAUCUUAAUUUGUUGUAUUAUGAUUUAUAGCAUCCUCGAUUUAAAUUGUACCUUUUACACUGUUUUUACCUCAGUCACCUUAUGAUUUGUUGAGUAGUUACUUUCAUGUAAACAUAUUAACACUACAAUUUCAAAUUGAUGUUGAAAUGGUGAAUACUUCCUGGAUGAAGUUCACAUAUCAAAUUAACAGUGCUAGAAUGUAAUGUUAAAGAUGACCUAUUGUUAUAGAAUUAA
Molecule: messenger RNA, 2248 nt
Organism: Medicago truncatula (barrel medic)
Lineage: Eukaryota; Viridiplantae; Streptophyta; Magnoliopsida; Fabales; Fabaceae
Product: cell division control protein 45 homolog
Exons: 1
Coding region: 175-1983 (602 amino acids)
Biological process (GO): double-strand break repair via break-induced replication; mitotic DNA replication preinitiation complex assembly; DNA replication initiation
Cellular component (GO): DNA replication preinitiation complex
Molecular function (GO): single-stranded DNA binding; chromatin binding; DNA replication origin binding
Source: RefSeq, a predicted model, not a curated record